AUGACGGCUAACAUCACCCAGGAGCGCUACGAGCAGCUCAAGAAGGAGCGUACAUUCCACAAGUUCACGUACCGUGGACUUGAGAUUGACCCACUGUUGGCCCUCUCCGAGGAGGAGUUCAAGACCCUGGUUCAUGCUCGCGCCCGUCGUCACAUGAACCGCCACGCUGACAUUCGUGCUCCCGUGCUGCUGAAGCGCCUGCGCGAGGCGAAGAAGGACGUGAGGGCUGGUGAGAAGCCAAGGGCUGUGAAGACGCACCUUCGUGAUGUUGUCAUCACACCCGAAAUGGUGGGCUCCGUGGUCGGUAUCUACAACGGCCGUCAGUUCAACGCGGUGGAGAUUAAGGGUGAGAUGAUUGGACACUACCUUGGCGAGUUCUCCAUGACGUACAAGCCCGUCAUGCACGGUCGUCCUGGUGUUGGUGCCACGCACUCCUCUCGUUUCAUUCCUCUCAAGUAG
Molecule: messenger RNA, 459 nt
Organism: Trypanosoma rangeli
Lineage: Eukaryota; Euglenozoa; Kinetoplastea; Trypanosomatida; Trypanosomatidae
Product: 40S ribosomal protein S15
Exons: 1
Coding region: 1-459 (152 amino acids)
Biological process (GO): ribosomal small subunit assembly; translation
Cellular component (GO): cytosolic small ribosomal subunit; ribosome
Molecular function (GO): RNA binding; structural constituent of ribosome
Source: RefSeq, a predicted model, not a curated record